Messenger RNA from Apis laboriosa (Himalayan honeybee), 5320 nucleotides. RefSeq names its product forkhead box protein P1-like (gene FoxP). Lineage: Eukaryota; Metazoa; Arthropoda; Insecta; Hymenoptera; Apidae. Gene Ontology annotation, biological process: regulation of transcription by RNA polymerase II. The transcript has 18 exons. The coding region runs from base 1343 to 4036 and encodes 897 amino acids. Gene Ontology annotation, cellular component: nucleus. The record is from RefSeq and is a predicted model, not a curated record. Gene Ontology annotation, molecular function: RNA polymerase II cis-regulatory region sequence-specific DNA binding; DNA-binding transcription factor activity, RNA polymerase II-specific.
CAGAGAGUCAACAUGUAAACAGGCCACUCGCGAGACAAACAACGUGGGGGCCGCGGGCUGUUCACUGAACGAGGCAGCCAGGCUCUCGCCUGUUCGUUCGUUCGUUCGUUCGUUCGUUCGUCCGUUCGUUCGUUCGUUCGUUCGUUCGUACGUACGUACGUACGUACGUACGUUCUCUCUGCUGGCAUUCGGUGUGUGCUUCGUUUCCGUCCGUCGCUCUCCGUGCGUUAGCUCUCCGCUCGGUGUGUCGGAUUUAUCGAAUCUCGUGGCGGCGUCCGUCCACGGAUAACCGGCGUGUGGUGUUCCAACGUCGCAAGUCAGCCAUCGAUCGUGCGCUUCUCGUUCGCGUUUUAGUUGGACGGAUAACGGCGCGAUAACGCGAUCGGAAAGCGCGGAUCGAUCGGAGGAACGGAUUUCGUUUCCAGUUUUUUUCUUUCUAUAUACUGGUGCGACUCAAGGCCGAGACGAACGUGUUUUGGGAGGAUACGUGUCGGUGAUCACACCGACCGACCGACCGACCGGAAUCUGUGCGUCGUCGUGUUUCCCUCUCGGUGCACGUGAUUCUCCUCCGCUUAUUAAUUUUAUGCGUCGUAUAAAACCUCGUCGAAAUCUAUCGGCGAAUAAUCAAUAACGCUUUUGUUACGGGAUAAAGCGAAAGAUCGUUCGAAAUUAUAAUAAUAAUCGUGCGUUCGCGCUCCAUUUGUUUUGUUUUGUUUCGAAACGGCGUACGAACGAAAAGUUCGUAGAAUCGAACGAAUACGUUUUAUUUACGUGUACGGAUUAUUUCUCCGUGUGUAUAUAUCGGUGGAUUAACCGUGUUGAUAUUUCCCCCCCUCGUGUUUCAAAGACGCAAUAUUUCGAAGGAGCGUUUAGUUCGACACGCACCGUUCCCCGACAAUGACGCGUAAUUGUGCUUCGUGCCGUAUUAAUAGAAAAUCGAUCAGUGUUGGUUUGUGUUGCACGUGAAAUUUGUGGUGAUUUGUGAUCGAGAGGGUGGGAGAGGGGGAGAGAGAGACAUACCUUGGCCGAUGGUCAACAGGUGUACGCCUUGAUGAUACACCGAUGAGACGAUGGAGAUCGCUGUUAACAUCCGUGUACAGUGAAGAGGAGGUGCUGUUGCGUUCUCGCGUGAAUCAUUAGUUUCUUGCUGCGGUUCGCUACCACGUGAGUCAGUGGUGUAUACUUCCCAGGCUUCUGAGACAAAGUGACAUGGCUUGUUAAUGGACACAUCGGUGAGAACCCGUUCGACAACGGUUCGUGGGGAAAGGAGCAAUUCCAGCCAUCGACGGUUCCUUGGCAGCUGAAUCCGCGCGGCCACGCUCGUCCUAGUGACGAUGGCAUAAUGGAUCAUGACACAGACGGAGACGGAGCGAUCAACUUGUCAACGUCACAGCGACCCUCCGCCGCCACCACCCCUAACGGUGACACCCCCUCGUACGGCCAAGAUCAACAAGACAACGACCAGGCUACUUCGCUGUUUGCAGCCCUGAAGCAGCAACAACAGCAACAGCAACCGCGCGACACUGUCCCCUCGUCGAGGGAGCGCGAGAAUCGAGAUCGAGAUCGACUGUCUGUCCGUAACCGUGAGAACAAUCGGAACGAGAUAGGUGGUGGCGUGACGGAGCAAUCGCAGCCAACGCAGCAACAGCAGCAGCAACAGGAGCUCACGAUCGAGUAUCAGAGCAAUGGAAAGCUCAGUCCCGCUGGGCACGCAGUGACAGCAGCACCCAUGACCCAGCAAAAGCAGCCUAUCAUCACGCAGCAAUCGCAACAGCCGAGCUCGGGGGCGCCUGGUCCCCAACCGAGUCCUCAUCAGAGUCCGCAGGCCCCUCAGAGGGGUUCGCCGCCAAAUCCUUCGCAGGGUCCCCCGCCGGGAGGGCCGCCAGGGGCACCACCUUCGCAAAAUCCCUCGCAGAUGAUGCUCAGCCCGGCUAGCGGCAUCCACCAGAUGCAACAACUGCUGCAACAACACAUACUCAGCCCCACCCAACUGCAAUCCUUCAUGCAGCAACACUCGCUCUAUUUACAACAGCAACAACAGCAACAUCAUCAGGAUUCCUCGUCGGAGCAUGCGUCCAAUCAGGAACGAUUCGGCUACUUUUCGUCCCUCAAAGACCAUCAACACCAGUUCGCCGAGCUGGGCAGGAAGAAGUUGGAGCAGGCGAUACAGCAACUGCAGGAACAGUUGCAGUUGAACGUGAUCCAGCAGACGCAUCUGUUGCAAACGGCGGACAAGAAGAAGGCGUCCGCCCCGCUUCAGCAAUUGGCGCUUCAACAGCAACGUCUGAUACAGCAACUGCAGAUCACGCAGAGCCAAUAUCUUCUUCAACAGGGUCUGGGUCUUCAGGGUCACAAUCCUUCUUCGGGUCUCCAACCUGGCGAGGGACUACCAAUGUGGAAAUCGGACACGUCGGAUGGUCCGGAAUCGCAUCAGAACUCGAACGUUCCAAAAUCCGUGGCUGGACUCAAUGGCGACGUUCGUUUCCGGACUAUCGCAGGACUUCUCAAUUCGACAGUGUCGAGUCGGCGGUCGGAUAUGAACGGAACCACUCCAUUGGACGAGAAACCGCUGGACGUUUCCUCCAACGACAAGGUUCAUCCCCUGUACGGUCAUGGGGUCUGUAAGUGGCCGGGCUGUGAAGUUAUUUGUGAAGACUAUCAAGCAUUCCUUAAACACUUGAACACGGAGCACACGCUGGACGACAGAUCGACGGCGCAGGCCAGGGUCCAGAUGCAAGUGGUCUCGCAACUGGAGAUCCAGUUGCAGAAGGAACGGGACCGGUUAACCGCUAUGAUGCAUCACCUGCACGUGGCGAAACAAAUGGCUUCCCCCGAACCGCCAAAGUCGUCCGAGUCAUCGACGGGCUCGAGUAUACCAAAGUUAAAUCUCUCCACCGCUCUGAUGAGCCAGCCACCACCGAAUUUCGGUGUCUCUCAAGUGUCUCCCGUCUCGAUGUCCGCUUUGGUGUCAGCGGUCAGGUCACCAGCAGGUGGACAACUGCCACCUUCGGCCGGAGCACCUAUGCCACCCAUCCCUAACAUGUCCAACAUGUCAGGGAUGCCUCCGUUGCCGAAUAUGCCUGGUAGCAUGCCCACCAUGCCUACCAUGCCCAGCAUGGCGGGGCCCAUCAGACGACGUAUCAGUGAUAAAUCCGCGCUUUCCUUGGCAGGAGGACUGUAUGACGAGGGCACUGUAAGGCGCAGAGUAGCCGUCGAUAGAUCUGGAAUAGAUAUUAACGAAGAAAUUCAACGAAAUAGGGAAUUUUACAAGAAUGCCGACGUCAGACCGCCGUUUACAUAUGCAUCAUUAAUUAGACAGUCGAUCAUCGAGUCGCCGGAUAAACAGUUGACCUUGAACGAGAUCUACAACUGGUUCCAGAACACAUUCUGCUACUUCCGGCGCAACGCAGCAACGUGGAAGAACGCGAUCCGCACCAAUCUAUCAUUGCACAAGUGUUUUGUGCGCUAUGAGGACGACUUCGGGUCAUUCUGGAUGGUGGACGACGCCGAGUUCGUAAAGCGGCGGCAUCUGUCCCGCGGCCGCCCCAGGAAAUAUGACCCAACCCCAUCACCCACUCCACCCCACCUCUCCGCACAGGGUGUCCCGUCGAAAAGUCCAACCCUGACGCAUAGCCCGACCAUGUACGGUGAUGCAUUAAACGCCAAUCUCCAGUAUUUCCAGGCGGCACUCGGGGACUCUAAUAUGGGAUUUCUAAACAACUCGAUGUGCACGUCGACGACAACGAGCCCCGACAAGGAGCACGUGUUAGCCCAUAACGAUUUAAUGUCACCGUUGGAUGAACCAGCCGUGCACAUAAAGCAGGAGGGCCAAAGCCCGGAGGGUGGAAAACUGACGAGAUUAAUAAAACGAGAGCUGGUUGACGCGCCCGCGGACCAAGAGGGUGAUGACGAUCAGGUGGACGAGAGGGAGUAUCCAGAGAGUCACGGGCACGAUUCCGGACAGGACGAGGACAUGGCCGAAGACUUGUCGAUGGCGCCCGACAUAAUGACCCCGGAGGAUCAGAUCGAGGCGUAGUAUCGCACCUCGAGGAGCGAAUAGAUUCGAGCUGUCGCGUCGAAGUACAGAUCGUGAUGGAAGAAGAAGAAGAAGAAGAAGAAGAAGAAGAAUAAGAAGCAGCUUCUCUUCCUCCUCGAUAGAGAGCCAAGAUCAGGGAAGAACCAGAGGCGCGCGAAUGUAUGAAAUGAAUGAAGAGAGGGGGGAAAAAGGUGUAGAGGAAAAGAAAGAAAUAGAGGAAGAAAAAGAAGAAUGGAAGAAGAAUAGGAGAAGAAGACGAUGAACGAAGGCCCAGCCAGGACCACCCAGCCCUCCACUCCUCCUUCGUAAGAGAAUCCCCAUUUAUCAUAUCCAAGGCCGUGAUACGUUUUAUCGAGGCGGCUUUUAAAAGGUAAAGGCGAAAGAAGAAAAACGUACACUGUGCGUGAUCGAUCGCGACGAAACGUCGAACUCGAGAGAAAUAUCGGCGAAUAUCGUGAUAUAGGCGGCGCGAUCCUUCGAUCCAUAUCCUUACUCAAGCAAUUACGAACAACGAUGUAUUUUAUGUUCUCCAAUUCCGUUUCGUUUUUCGGAACCGCGGUUAAUAUCUCUAUAUAAAUAUAUAUAUAUAUAUAUAUAUAGGUAAAAAAAUAUAUAUAUAUAUAUCUUUCUCUCUCUAUCUCUCACUUUCUCUUUCGUGUACAUUAACGAGUGAAUCGUUGAGAUGAAAACGAAUAGCAUCCGCGAUUAUUCGUAGCGUUUCGGCGAAUAAAUGUUAACCGAUGAUCCUUUCACGAAUGUACAGGGGAAAAGAGAAGUGUUUUUCCCGCUCCUGACUCGUUUUCCGCUUUCGAUAUCGUGUCAGCACUCGCGUGUACGGUUGCGUUUCUGCGUGUGCUAAUCGCGUCUAUCAUUUUUGGACCAAUUUGGAUAGAUGUUUAAAAAAAAAAAAAAAAGGAAAAAAAGAAAAGGAAAGGAAUAUUUUAUUUAGAUGAAAGGUAAUUACGAUCGAUAUCAUUUUUUACAGAAUAGACUAUUCACUUUUUCUAAAUUUCUUGCAUGAUUCUUCCUGUUAAAAGAAGAAAAAGAAGGAAGACGCGUUCGAGGGGGCACGCAGAAUGUCUCGAAGAUAAUGAUAAUAAUAAGAGGGGGCGAACAGGUAGGGAAGGUUGGAAUUAAGGAGUAAAUAAAGAAGCUGUGGUGUGGGCAGUGUUCUGGGUACGCGCGGGAACUGACUGACGCUUUAGUCUUUAAUAUAUCGUUCGUGGUAAAUUAAGAAUUUUGCGAGUAUCAAAAAUGUCUAUUAAAAAAAAAAAAAAAAAAAAA